Molecule: messenger RNA, 615 nt
Organism: Dendrobium catenatum
Lineage: Eukaryota; Viridiplantae; Streptophyta; Magnoliopsida; Asparagales; Orchidaceae
Exons: 1
Coding region: 1-615 (204 amino acids)
Source: RefSeq, a predicted model, not a curated record
AUGCAGAAAGAUCUGCAGUGGUUUGAGAAAGUGAAGAAAUUGAUGCCCAGGGACCUUCAGUACAGCCGCAACGCGGAGGAAAUGACGGCGCAGGAGUGCUUCUCAAAGAACCACAAGAACAUGGCGAGGAAAGGCAAGGAGGAGCUCACCCAGCUGGGGCAGACUUGCGCCAGCCUUGUGGCAGCAUUCGUCUUCGCUUCGAGUUUUUCCAUUCCUGGUUCCGACGACAGCGGAGGCGGCGGCAAUAUCUACGGCAAGGCGGCAUUUAUUGUGUUCAAGAACGCAUUCGUGUUCGGGUUAUCCUGCGCCGCAACGGCGCUGGUUCUGUUCUUGUCUUUAGUUACCUCGUCGUACAGAGAGAGCGAAUUCCGGCGUUCAAUCCCGACCAAGUUCUUCUUCGCAGUUUUAUCAUUCGUUCUGGCGCUAAUCUCCCUCCUGGUGGCCUUCGCCUGUAAUAUCUUUUUACAGAUUUACACCGGGAGGAGGAUAGGUGCAAAGGAACUCAUUCCCUUCGUGUGCGAGCUGACCGUCUUCCCGGCCUUCGCGUGGUUUGUGCUGCUCUACCGUGGUAGUUCCUUCGGCGUGAUUUCGCUCGUUCAGCAUGUAUGGCGUUAG